Dichomitus squalens LYAD-421 SS1 is the source of this 849-nucleotide messenger RNA. RefSeq lists its product as uncharacterized. NCBI's taxonomy places the organism in Eukaryota, Fungi, Basidiomycota, Agaricomycetes, Polyporales, Polyporaceae. Gene Ontology annotation, biological process: maturation of SSU-rRNA. Gene Ontology annotation, molecular function: rRNA small subunit aminocarboxypropyltransferase activity. The record is from RefSeq and is a predicted model, not a curated record. The coding region runs from base 1 to 849 and encodes 282 amino acids. The transcript has 7 exons.
AUGUGGGAUUUUGACCACUGCGACCCCCGACGGUGCUCAGGCAAGAAGCUCGCGCGUCAGGGUUUGAUCCAGACCCUUCGCGUCGGGCAGAAGUUCCGAGGAAUAGUCGUAUCUCCGAAGGGUACACAGCCUGUCAGCCCAGCGGACAAAGACAUUGUGGCGCAAAGCGGCCUUGCGGUGGUUGAGUGCUCAUGGGCACGCUUGGAGGAAGUCCCCUUCAACCGAAUAGCUAGUCCACAUGAACGACUCCCUGAUAAGGUCCUACUGUUCUGUAUGAGCAUCGGAAAAGUCCGUAUAGCGCUGCAGUCGAGCACUAAAACUCGCAUAGAUGGCGAUUUUGAGUACUCCUCUCAAGAAUCAAGUCAGAUCGGUUUCAAGAGUCGUUUCCGCUGGCUAGUCUCCCUGCGCAAACAUGUACUCACCUCACCUGUCCGAAUAGUACCCUACCUUGUUGCGACCAACCCCGUCAACUAUGGCAAGCCAUGGCGUCUGAACUGCGUCGAGGCACUAGCCGCGACAUUCUACAUCACAGGAUUCGACUCAUAUGCAGAAAGGCUCUUGAGCGGAUUCGGGUGGGGCCAUUCGUUCUGGGAGGUCAACCAACACCUGUUGGAGCAAUACAAGACUUGCGAAAGCGCGGAGGCGGUGAGCGCGAUGCAGGAGAAGAUUCUGGCGGACUUGGAGCAGAGCUACGACGAAUCGAGGCGCACGUCAGACGCGGUGGACGGAGAGGACCUGCUUGUGCCCAACCCGAAUCAUCAUUACGUCCCCGAAAGCUCCAGCGAAGAGGAAGAGCACGACGACCGUGGCGAUGGCGAGGAAAAAGAGGACGACGAAGAUGCACACUGA